This is a messenger RNA of Lentinula edodes (shiitake mushroom), 2154 nucleotides long. Its product is annotated as ASST-domain-containing protein. The record is from RefSeq and is a predicted model, not a curated record. NCBI's taxonomy places the organism in Eukaryota, Fungi, Basidiomycota, Agaricomycetes, Agaricales, Omphalotaceae. The transcript has 11 exons. Bases 180 to 1949 code for a protein of 589 amino acids.
UUGGUUCCGUUUUCUUCCCGCCGGGUCGGAUAAUUUCAUCUCGAGCUUUUUGGUAACUCCGGGGUUGCUUUCGGCGCGCUUGUUCUUCCUGACGACAACUUGCAAUUGGAAGUCCAGUAUACACUUCAUCCACUUCUAUUUUAUCUUCGUGAGAGAGUGGCCGGCUCCCAUGAGAUGAAAUGCUCUUUUACUCAACGUCGUUGAUCGCCAUCUUUGCAACUGACAAUGAUUGCGCAGCAUACUACAUAGGUCUUUCCACCCGAUUUCACGAAUUGAUUCUCUUUCUCUUUCCCCCACCCCUACUUCAUCCGAUGAGCAGCGUCAGAUGCUCUUUUUACUCAACGUUCAUUGCUCGUGGGCUUGUGCUCUGUCUCUUUUUAUUUUCCGUUCGAGGGGACUCAGUUCUCUUCCGGAGCAAUGAGUAUUCUAUAGGCGCGUUGGGAUAUGGGCCUUUCCAAAGUUAUUUCUCGGCGAAUUAUACACCUGCGGAAUGGAACUUUGUCGUUCCGGUCAAUGAAAGCGCGAGCGCACCGUCGUUGUCGACGGGAUAUAUCUUUUCUGCUCCUCGAGGUGCUUCCGUCCUACGUCAAGGUGCUGCCAUCUACGACCAAACUGGUUCCUUAAUAUGGGAUGGAUCAAUCUAUGGCCAAACCCUUUCAUUUUCAGUUGUCACAUAUCUCAAUGAACCACACAUCAUCGUUUGGACCGGAACAGCAACAGCGGCUGGUGUAGGGAGUGGGUAUGAUAUUCUCUUAAACUCGAACUACGAGUUGGUCGCCAAUUUCACCACCAAUCUCACGGGUGAAACAGGACAAACCUUCGCUGAUUUCCAUGAAGCCCAGAUAACCUCAAACAAUACCGCUUUAAUGACAGCGUACCAACCAAAAUCGUUAGACCUUUCGUCGAUUCAGGGACCUGAGCAAGGAUGGAUCCUUGAUAGUGCCAUGCAAGAACUUAAUAUCAGUAGUAAUGAGGCUUUAUUCACUUGGAUAGCAAGCGAGCACGUAAAUAUUACAGAAUGCUAUAACACACCUGGAACGGGUGGAGGCAGCGUUGCUGAAGCUUUCGAUUACUUUCACAUCAAUUCCAUUGAGAAGGACGAUGUCGGGAACUACUUGAUCUCCUCCCGCCAUUGCUGGACUGUGUAUUACCUCGACGGAACUAACGGAGAUAUCCUGUGGAAAAUGGGUGGCAAGAAUUCGUCAUUCAGCAUGGGGAACGGAACGGAGUUCAGCUGGCAACACCAUGCCCGAUGGGUAGAAAAAAAUGAUACAUAUGCGACCAUGACGUUAUUUGAUAAUGCAGGACAGUUUGGUCAACAACAAGAACAGAUGUCGCGAGGACUUCACCUGGGGGUUGACUUUACUAAUAUGACUGUCGAGCUUCUUACAGAACUCUUGCCGUGGAAUCAAAGCAUUUCACAAAGUCAAGGGAGUGUCCAGCUUCAACCCAAUGGGAAUUUUUUAGUCGGGUUUGGCCAGCUACCUUGGACUGGCGAAUAUAGUCCAGACGGCGAUUUGCUUUGGACUACACAGUUUGGUGUCGGUGAUGUGGAAAGCUAUCGAGCCCUGCGAUACAACUGGACCGGAACACCCACAGACUCCCCAUCUAUCGAGCUGGUCAGUUCUUCCAAAAGCAAUCUACUGAGUGCUCACGCAUCUUGGAACGGCGCAACCGAAAUCGUCAAAUGGGAAUUAUAUGGCGCCAGUGAUUCUUCGGGGUCAAGCAGCAUCUCUCUAUACAACAAGACCAAAGACGGAUUUGAAACAACCAUUACGGUCUCCACGGUUUCCAAUUCUUAUAGCCACUACGCAGUACGGGCCAUUGGAAGAUCGAAUCAAGUAUUGGGCACGAGCGAGUUCGUUAGUUCUAGUUCGGCGCUGAGGAUUACUGGACGGACUGCCCUUGCAGUUCUUUCGGCAUGCACUGUUUUGAUACUAUUUUAUUGAAAUAUUCUCUAUAAUGUGAACAGAUAAUAGACACUCCUUCUAUUCAUUCCAUCAUUUGUCGCACUUUCAUCAUUCGGCCACUCUCUGUGUCCCCCUUGAAAGUCGAGAAAUAGUUAUCUCUUGCAAACGUGAUCACUUUUCUCAUUGGUGGUAUAAUCUGCUCAAUCUUCGUCAAGGUAAUUGUUCAAUGUUGCAGUGGGCUCUC